Messenger RNA from Stereum hirsutum FP-91666 SS1, 954 nucleotides. Its product is annotated as GDSL lipase/acylhydrolase. The record is from RefSeq and is a predicted model, not a curated record. Gene Ontology annotation, molecular function: hydrolase activity, acting on ester bonds. Bases 1 to 954 code for a protein of 317 amino acids. The transcript is spliced from 6 exons. Lineage: Eukaryota; Fungi; Basidiomycota; Agaricomycetes; Russulales; Stereaceae.
AUGCUGUUCACUAUCCUCAGCUCCCUCCUGCUCCUCGCCUCUCGCGCCACAGCACUCGGCCCACCCCCAAAUUCCAUCCGCAACAUCGUCACAUUCGGAGACUCCUACACUCUCCUUGACACCGGAGAUCCCACUCGCACCGCGUGGCCCAUCCUUCUAGCCGGCUAUGCAAACCUGACCGUAUUCGGGUUCGCUCAGAGUGGUGCCACUUGCAACCAGAGCCUUACUCCGAGGAUCUAUCCGGCGGUGGUGCAGGAUGAAUUGCCGGCGUAUUUCGAUGCAUUUGAGGUGGGAAACAUUACGGGCACGGCGGAUGAUACUUUGUAUACGAUCUGGAUUGGCACGAAUGAUGUUGGACCAAACACCCUUCUGACCGGAGGUCAAAUCAACAACGCCACAAUUGUUGAUACCACGGCUUGUGCUGUUGGCGUCCUGCAGACUCUAUACGACAGCGGCGCCAGAAACUUCCUCUUCCAAAAUGUGAUGAUACCAUACGAACUGCUCCCGAUAUACCAGGUCGACUCUUACCCGAACAAGUUUUGGACCGCGCCACGUAAUACCACCGAUUGGAACCUCUCUAUUCGCGAGCUAGCUGUUGCCGGGAAUAAGAUCGCAGAACUACUGCUCAGAUUCCUGGUGCCGACUCUUCCUGGCGCCCAUGUCGGUCUCUUCGACUCGCACACACUAUUCCAGAAUAUCGUCGAUGAUCCCGGCUCUUUCUUGAACGGAACUGCUCCAUACAAUGUGACGGGAUGCGUUCAGUCCUGUGUGUUCGAGUUGAACGAGAGUAUAUCGGACCCGGGCGUCUGCACUUUCAUCAACGGGACGGAUAGAGAUAGCUACGUUUGGUGGAACGAGCUGCAUCCGUCUGAGCAGUCGGAUAGGAUAGUGGCUCGCCAGAUCGCGAAUUCGUUGCAGGGCUUGGGGAGCAAGUAUACCACGUGGCUCAGUUGA